Molecule: messenger RNA, 6858 nt
Organism: Oncorhynchus nerka (sockeye salmon)
Lineage: Eukaryota; Metazoa; Chordata; Actinopteri; Salmoniformes; Salmonidae
Product: patatin-like phospholipase domain-containing protein 7
Exons: 35
Coding region: 73-4104 (1343 amino acids)
Biological process (GO): lipid metabolic process
Cellular component (GO): endoplasmic reticulum
Molecular function (GO): phosphatidylcholine lysophospholipase A1 activity
Source: RefSeq, a predicted model, not a curated record
AUAGAAAGACAUGCAUGUGUACAUAAAACUUUGACAGUGGAGAUAGUGGAACGUUAGGUAAUACGAGCCAGGAUGGAUGACAAGGUGGAUGACAAAGAUGAGGACAGCUGCAGUAUAUACCCGAGCCUGGUGCCACUUGGCAGUGAAAUUAAGGCCAGGAUGCAACAUUGGAUGGAGGACAGAACAGAGACUGCUAUGCCAUUGCCAUUGUGGACUGGUGUGCUGGUCGUAGCUGUACUGACUGUGUUGGCAGUGUCUCUCAUCGGCAUGGUUGUGUUUUUAUUCUACAGAAGAUACAAACAGUACAAGGAGCAGCAGCCUCACUAUCGCUUCAGGAAAAGAGACAAAGUUAUGUUUUAUGGCAGAAAGAUCAUGAGAAAGGUGCAGACUUUGUCCUCUACCUCAACCCCUACCUCUACCUCCGAGUCACAGAAGCAGCGAAUCAGGAAGAGAACUAAAGUCCUGUCUAUAGCGCGAAAAAUACUGCGCAUUAGGAGGGAGCCCCCCACCCUGGUGGCUAAGGAGCCCCCUCCCUCUUUGCUGGAGGCUGACCUCACAGAGUUUGACGUGCAGAACUCUCACCUGCCCUCUGAGGUGCUCUACAUGCUUAAGAACGUCAGGGUCCUGGGACACUUUGAGAAGCCUCUGUUCCUGGAGCUGUGCCGUCACAUGGUGUUUGUGCAGCUCCACGAGAUGGAGACACUCUUUCGUCCCGGGGACAUCGACGACAGCAUCUACGUGGUGCAAGACGGCCGUCUGGAGCUCUGCAUACGUGAGAGUGAUGGGACAGAUGUGGUGGUAAAGGAGGUGUUUCCAGGAGACAGUGUCCACAGUCUGCUCAGUAUCCUGGAUGUCAUCACUGGUCACUCAGCCCCCUACAAGACAGUAUCUGCCAGAGCUGCAACCCCUUCUACCAUACUGCGUCUUCCAGCUGCUGCCUUCCACUCUGUGUUUGAGAAAUACCCAGAGACCCUGGUCCGUGUUAUCCAGAUCAUCAUGGUACGCCUGCAGAGAGUCACCUUCCUGGCCCUUCACAACUACCUAGGCCUUACCACCGAGCUCUUCAAUGCAGAGAGACAGGCGAUCCCCCUUGUGGCAGUGCACAGUGUGAUAGGUGAAGCCAACCCGAACAGGGGUCGAGACAGACAUCAAUCUCGAUCUGAUGAGUCUGGCCAUGAGAAGGGGCCCAGCGACACAGAAAUUGGAGAGAGGAAGUCCUGUCUUUCAAAUAGCAGCCCAACCACUAAAGGAAAAAGUUCUCGCUCCCAGUCCACUCCUCUGGCAGUGUCAAGUGCCACAUCGGCUGACCUCAACAUGGCAUAUCAGCGAGCCAGAAUAACAGAAGAAGCAGCUAAAGCAGACACACCACCACCAAGUCCCCAGGUCCCACACAAGUCCAUUCUGAAGAAGAGUGUGACCAUGGUGCACACUCCCUCUGCUGUGUUUCACUACUCUGAGGCUGGAGGAGGUCAGUCAGGUCACAUCCACCACAGCAAGGUCAACGCCAUCUUCCAGGCUGCCAAGAUGGACCUGCAGCGCCUCAUACAACUACAGGACCCCAGUCUGCUGGAGGGCAGGGUGACUCUGCGUCAGGUCAAAGCUGGCUGUGUGUUGAACAGCCAGGGGGACCAGGAUGCAAGUGUGCAGUUUGUGAUCUCGGGGGCGCUCCAUGUGUACCAGCGGACGAUCGACCGCGAGGAGGACACCCUGCUGUUUCUGACUCACCCAGGGGAGAUGGUGGGUCAUCUGGCCGUGCUGACUGGUGAACCCCUCAUCUUCAGCGUCCGAGCACACAGGGACUGCACCUUCCUGUCUAUCUCUAAAGCUGCCUUCUAUGAGAUCAUGCGCGAAGAGCCAAGGGUGGUGCUGAAUGUGGCUCACACCGUGGUGAAGAGGGUGUCAGGCUUCGUCAGGCAGAUAGACUUUGCUCUGGACUGGAUGGCUGUGGAGGCUGGCCGCACUGUCUACAGGCAGGGAGACAAGUCGGACAGCACCUUCAUCGUCCUCAGUGGCCGCCUGCGCUCUGUCAUCGCAAAGGAUGAUGGGAAGAAGGAGUUGGCCGGAGAGUAUGGUCGCGGUGACCUCAUAGGGGUGGUGGAGGCCCUGACCCACAUGAACCGAGCCACUACAGUGCACGCCAUCAGGGACUCUGAGCUAGCCAAGCUGCCUGAGGGGGCCCUCAGCUCCAUCAAGAGGAGGUAUCCGCAGGUAGUGACCAGACUCAUCCAUCUGCUGGGACAGAAGAUCCUUGGAAAUAUGCAGCAGGUUCACGGACCCUUGGCAGCCCGUGGUCUGACGCUACAACCCCCCAGCAGUAAGUGGGAUUCAGGGAGCCCGGCCUCUAACCUGUCCACUGUGACCAUCCUGCCUGUGUCAGAGGAGGUGCCUCUUACAGCCUUCACACUGGAGCUGCAGCAUGCACUCAGUGCCAUUGGUCCCACCUUACUCUUGACCAGUGACAUCAUCAAACAGCGACUGGGUGCUGCCGCACUGGACAGUGUGCAUGAGUACCGCCUGUCCAGCUGGCUGGGGCAGCAGGAGGACAUCCACCGCAUCGUUCUCUACCAAUCAGACGAUACCUUGACCCCCUGGACCCAGCGCUGCAUCCGCCAGGCCGACUGCAUCAUCAUAGUGGGACUGGGAGAGGCCGAGCCGACCGUGGGCGAGUUGGAGCGGAUGCUGGAGGGCAGUGCAGUGCGGGCCCAGAAGCAGCUGAUCCUGCUGCACAGGGAGGACGGUCCCCCGCCUCAGGGCACUGUGGAGUGGCUCAACAUGAGGAGCUGGAUCUCCAGACACCUGCACCUCUCCUGUCCACACAGGGUCUUCUCCAAGAGGAGCCUGCCUAAACUGAGAGAGAUGUACCAGCGUGUGUUCCAGAAGCCUCCAGACCGCCACUCUGACUUCAGCCGUCUGGCCAGAGUCCUGACAGGCAACACCAUCGCCCUGGUGCUGGGGGGAGGGGGUGCAAGGGGUUGCUGUCAGGUUGGCAUCCUGCGGGCGCUCAAUGAGGCGGGUAUCCCUGUGGACAUGGUGGGCGGCACCUCCAUCGGCUCCCUGAUGGGGGCGCUGUACGCUGAGGAGAAGAGCAACAGCCGUAUGAGGGUCCGCGCUCGCGAGUGGGCCAUGGACAUGAGGUCCAUCUUCAAGAAGGUGUUCGACCUGACGUACCCGGUGACCUCCAUGUUCUCUGGGGCCUCCUUUAACAACAGCGUCAGCGCUGUAUUUAAGGGCAAACAGAUCGAGGACCUGUGGAUCCCCUACUUCAACAUCACCACAGAUAUCACUGCUUCAUCCAUGAGGGUUCACACUGAUGGUUCCCUAUGGAGGUAUGUGCGUGCCAGCAUGUCACUGUCUGGGUACCUGCCACCCCUCUGUGACCCCAAAGACGGACACUUACUCAUGGACGGUGGCUACAUAAAUAACCUACCUGCUGAUGUAGCUCGCUCCAUGGGAGCCAAAGUAGUAAUAGCCAUCGAUGUGGGCAGCCAGGACGAGACUAACCUCACCAACUACGGUGACUCACUGUCUGGCUGGUGGCUGCUAUGGAAACGCUUCAACCCCCUGGCAAAGAAAGUCCAGGUCCUGAACAUGGCUGAGAUCCAGACCAGGCUUGCGUAUGUGUGCUGCGUUCGUCAGCUGGAGUUAGUUAAAGACAGCGAGUACUGCGAGUACAUCCGGCCGCCCAUUGAUCACUACGGCACCUUAGAGUUUGGCAAGUUCGAUGAGAUCGCCGAAGUGGGCUACCAGCACUGUAAGACAGUCUUUGACAUGUGGAGUCGUAGUGGGGUUGUGGACAAGAUGAUGAAAGACAGACAUCAAGAGGAAUUUCAUAACACGAAGAGCGGCAAUGUGGUCACGUGUCCCAAUGCCUCCUUCACUGACCUGGCAGAGAUUGUCUCUCGAAUUGAGCCUGUCAAACCAGUCCUGGUGGAAGAGUUAUCAGAUGAAUACCAAACAGACUAUGAUGAGGAGGCUAUAGAGAGUGCUCUCUCUGACUUUGACAUGUCUAACCCCAACAGUGGAGCGGAACACACAGAGGGGGAGGAGACUGCAGACACAGAUGAAGAGAUUCAGAUCAAGGUCCGAUGUCAGCAAACCACAUGACCACCAAACCGUCAGACUGUGCUGAUGAUGCAUACAUCCAGUUAGCAGUGGUCCUCAAUUCCAGUCUAGACUUUUCAAAAUGCACUAUUUAAAAAAAUUAUUUUAGCAGAUGCUCUGCAGUAUGUCCAAACACGAAUGAAGGACAAAUGUACACUUUGUCCUCUUUGACAUGAAAAGGGAUUUUCCCAAUCAGGGAGCAGAGAUUUAUAUUAUAUCACUAAUAUCGUAUCAUGUACACACCUUGAGGGGAGGUGUGGAAUGUACAAUGUGAAUUGUGAGUUCAUGUAGGGGAGCCAAAAUAAGCACAAGUCAUACAGUUGAAGUCGGAAGUUUACAUACACUUAGGUUGGAGUCAUUUAAAACUUGUUUUUCAACCACUCCACACAUUUAUUGUAAACAAACUAUAGUUUUGGCAAGUCAGUUAGGGCAUCUACUUUGUGCUUGAAACAAUACAUUUUUCCAACAAUCGUGUACAGACAGAUUAUUUCACUUAUAAUUCAAGUAUCACAAUUCCAGUGGAUCAGAAACUGGUGUAACUGAGUCAGGAAUGUAGGCCUCCUUGCUCGCACACGCUUUUUCAGUUCUGCCCACAAAUGUUCUAUGUGAUUGAGGUCAGGGCUUUGUGAUGGCCACUCCAAUACCUUGACUUUGUUGUCCUUAAGCCAUUUUGCCACAACUUUGGAAGUAUACUUGGGGUCAUUGUCCAUUUGGAAAACCCAUUUGCGACCAAGCUUUAACUGAUGUCUUGAGAUGUUGCUUCAAUAUAUCCACAUAAUUUUCCUACCUCAUGAUGCCAUCUAUUUUAUGAAGUGCACCAGUCCCUCCUGCAGCAAAGCACCCCCACAACAUGAUGCUGCCACCCACGUGCUGCUUUACGGUUGGGAUGGUGUUCUUCGACUUGCAAGCCUCCCCCUUUUUCCUCCAAACAUAAAGAUGGUCAUUAUGGCCAAACAGUUCUAUUUUUGUUUCAUCAGACCAGUGAUCUUUGUCCGCAUGUGCAGUUGCAAACUGUAGUCUGGCUUUUUUAUUUUUGAUGGUGGUUUUGGAGCAGUGGCUUCUUCCUUGCUGAGCGGCCUUUCAGGUAAUGUCGAUAUAGGACUCGUUCACUGUGGAUAUAGAUACUUUUGUACGUUCAUCUCUAGGAGACAGAAUGCGUCUCCUUCCUGAGCGGUAUGAUGGCUACGUGGUCCCAAUAAUACUUGUGUACUAUUGUUUGUACAGAUGAACCCGGUACCUUCAGGCGUUUGGAAAUUGCUCCAAAGGAUGAACCAGACUUGUAGAGGUCGACUAUUUUUUUCUGAGGUCUUGGCUUAUUUCUUUUUAUGUCCUAACCACCUUGCCAAAACUAUAGAUUGUUAACAAGAAAUGUGUGUUGUGGUUGAAAAACAAGUUUUAAUGACUCCAACCUAAGUGUAUGCAAACUUCCGACUUCAACUGUAUUAUACCAUAAUAAACUGGGUCCCAUCCUUACAAACUCACCUGCACAUACACAGUGAGAGCACUUCUCUAAAUGUGCUGCUGUUUGCACAGAUCCAACAUGCUGUUGAUCAAAACCCUAUUGUAGCGAAUUCGGGGGUAGUCUCUUGGUGUCGGGUUAAGGUCGCUACACUAUAAUUUCUCAGCUGUUACGUUUAGGUUAGGUUGUAUUAUGAUCAAGGUCAUUGCAUUUACAUUUCAUUCAGUAUACUGUGGUUGCAUCGUGAAACUAUAUGAACUAAACCCAGAUGAUCGUGGUCACGCAAGCAUAUCCGUGCAUCUUUAUACUCCCUUAUUUCAGUUGCCAUAUGUGCCUUUCACAUAUGCUCCACAACAGCUCCUUUUUUUUGACUGACUGAUUGAUAGUGAUUUGAUUUGAUUUCCUUAUUACAAUCAAUCUCAUUAGAUUGGGUUGCAAAACAAUCAUAUUGUAUAGUAUUGUGACGUUAUUGUUGUUCAGAGUGUAUGUAUGUCCUCAUCACUUUAUGUACUGGAUUAGUAAAUGUUAUCAGUUAUAACUGGUUAACUCUGACAGCCCUAGUUAUCACUUUAAGGAAUGUAGCAGAAGUAUUGUUAUUUGCAUUGUUAGGAGGAAACUUGAGCGCCGUAUUAGCAGGGAUGUGUCAGUGAUACCAUACGGUAUGUGUUUAUUCUAGUCAGGGUUAUGGAAUAUCUGUGGUACACUACUAAGAAGAAAAGGUGGAGGAGUAUCAGAAAAUAGAUCGUACUUUGAUAGUAUUUUAUUGACACGCUUCCCACUGAGCUCACCCUGGUUGAAUCAACAAUAUGUCCACGCAAUUUAAAUGAACUUGUAUUGAAACGACUUGGAAUAGAGGUUGAAUUGACGUCUGUGACCAGUGGGUUUAGUCUUUUAUGAUUUGAAAACCGAUUUAAAAUAAUAAUGACUUGAUUAUGAAUUCAUUACAUUGUGAAUGAAUUACUGGUUGACUGAAUGGGCGACCUAAUAUUCUUCUUCAAAUAACUGUUAACUCCUUUUUGUCUACUGCAAUUCAGCUUUUAGCUGUGAUUGUGUACAAGGCAGACUAACUAAUAAUAAAACCUUGAUAUAUUAGUGACAAAAACGAGUUAACAAUCAAUGUCGACCGAUAGGCUGUUACUCUGUUUAAAGCCUUUCACUAUGUUAUGCUGUCGGUAACCUCGUCCUCAUGCUAUUGCGCAUUUGGGAAAAGGUGUCUGGGAACGAGAUUAUGCUGUCAGUAGCCCAUUUAGUAUUCAUGUGUGAGAUAUGUAAUGACUAAUAAAUUGCACUGACUUCUA